Colletotrichum truncatum is the source of this 996-nucleotide messenger RNA. Its product is annotated as cral trio domain-containing protein. NCBI's taxonomy places the organism in Eukaryota, Fungi, Ascomycota, Sordariomycetes, Glomerellales, Glomerellaceae. Gene Ontology annotation, molecular function: phosphatidylinositol transfer activity. The record is from RefSeq and is a predicted model, not a curated record.
AUGGCCGCCACCGUUGCCGAUCAGACCCCGGCUGCUGCCGGUUUGCAGGAGAAGGCCGCCGCGCCCUCAGGCCCGCGCAAGACACCCAUCGACUCGCCUACCCCGGAAUCAUCCACCCCGGCUCUCCCGGCCUUGACCUCGGAACAGCAGGAGAAGUACGACGGUCUCUUGUCUCAAGUCCGCUCCUGGACCGAGGUGAAAUGUUCCGCUGCCGACAAGUCCGGACCCCUGACCGACAGCGAGCGCCAGUGGCUGACACGCGAGUGUCUGCUUCGCUACCUGCGUGCCACGAAAUGGGUCCCCAAGGACGCCGAGAAGCGUCUCUUGGAAACUCUUGUCUGGCGUCGCGAGUACGGCGUUGAGGGUCUGACCCCCGAGCACAUCUCGCCUGAGAACGAGACCGGUAAGCAAAUCAUCGUCGGCUUCGACAAGGAGCGCCGGCCUUGCCUUUACCUCAACCCGGGCCGCCAGAACACGGAGCCAUCACCGCGCCAGGUCCAGCACCUUGUAUUUAUGGUCGAGCGCGUUAUUGAGCUCAUGCCCGCGCAACAGGAGAAGUUGGCCCUGCUUAUCAACUUCAAGAGUUCCAAGAGCCGCUCCAAUACCGCCCCCGGUAUCGGCCAGGCACGUGAGGUGCUAAACAUCCUGCAGACGCAUUACCCGGAACGUCUGGGCAAAGCUCUCAUUAUCAACGUUCCUUGGGUCGUCAAUGGCUUCUUCCGUCUCAUCACACCCUUCAUUGACCCCAUGACGCGUGACAAGCUCAAGUUCAACGAGGACAUGCGACAGUACGUCCCCGAGGAGCAGCUGUGGACCGAGUUCAGCGACGGCAAGCUCGAGUUUGAUUACGACCAUUCUACCUACUGGCCCGCUCUCAAUAGCAUGUGCAAGGAGAAGCGCGAAGCCCGUACGGCCCGCUGGGUUGCGGGCGGUAAGCUGAUUGGUGAAUCUGAGGACUACCUUGGCGGUGCCGUUGAGAAGGGCGUUGGCGCAUAG